Schizosaccharomyces osmophilus is the source of this 699-nucleotide messenger RNA. It is a transcript of the gene trm9, whose product is annotated as tRNA (uridine) methyltransferase Trm9. The record is from RefSeq and is a predicted model, not a curated record. Gene Ontology annotation, biological process: tRNA wobble uridine modification. Bases 1 to 699 code for a protein of 232 amino acids. Gene Ontology annotation, molecular function: tRNA binding; S-adenosylmethionine-dependent methyltransferase activity. Lineage: Eukaryota; Fungi; Ascomycota; Schizosaccharomycetes; Schizosaccharomycetales; Schizosaccharomycetaceae. The transcript has 2 exons. Gene Ontology annotation, cellular component: nucleus; cytoplasm.
AUGAACGAAAAACCCGAUUUAGACUACGAAAAUGAGCAUGUUCACAAAGUGUAUGACAAAAUCGCUACUCACUUUUCAGACACUCGCUACAAGCCUUGGCCAGUUGUAGAGCGUUUCUUAAAUUCUUUACCUGUAGGCGCUGUCGGUUUGGACAUUGGAUGUGGAAAUGGGAAGUAUCAAAAGGUGAAUCCGAACAUUUUUUUGAUAGGAAGCGAUCGUUGUGAAAAAUUGGUUCAAAUUGGGAGCCAAUUGGGACCUAUGAUUGUGGCAGAUGGCUUACAUGUUCCUCAUCCAGCAGAUCGAACUGACUUUGCAUUGAGCAUUGCGGUCAUUCAUCAUUUCAGCAACGAAGAACGGCGUCUGCAGGCUGUUCAAGAAGUUUUGAGGGUGAUUCGUAAAGGAGGGAAAGCAUUAUUCUUUGUUUGGGCGCUCGAACAAAGGAAUUCUCGUCGUGGAUUUUCUGAAAAUGGACCUCAAGAUGUCCAUGUUCCUUGGGUUUUAAAACGGCAGUACGAGUAUCCUACUGCAAAACCAGGAGAGCUAAAGGGACACCAUCCAGACGAAAAUGUUGCAUAUCAACGAUACUAUCAUUUGUUUAAAAAAGGAGAGCUUAGUGAGCUCGUGCAAAAAGCUGGAGGAAAGCUCGUAGAAGAUGGUUAUGAUCGCGAUAAUUGGUGGGCAAUUGUCGAAAAGCUUUAG